AUGAACCAACAUGACGUGAGCCCGAAGCAACAGGAUUUCACGGGAGCCGAUGCUUGCAGUUUCAACGCAUACUUCGGCGACCCACUGCUGUGGAUGAAACCCACAAAUCCUGUUCAAGCGCCGGCGCUCUUUUUCUCCUCGCCGAGUUUGGACACAAAUCCAAAUCUCCUGGCGGCUGCAGCAGAGGAGAAUAUGAAUUUGUAUUCUUUUGCAAACAACUUUUUGAUGGCGCUGCCGCCGACGUCUCCGGCUCCGGAACUUUCCGACAGCGACCGUGUCGCCAUCGCCAACAUGAGCCAGCAACUUGCCCUGGCUGAGGCCCACGCUGUAAGCGCCCCAGGAACGUCGUUGUUUUUGCAGCUGGGCGACUUCCCCACAACCAACUUGUUGAUGGGGUAUCUUGACAGCCCGAGCACUUUCACCUGUGGCCGCAACAGUUUCGACACACACAGCCUCGAUAUGAGCAGUGUGUCGGAAUCCAUCCCGCUGAAUUCUACUCUGCGUAAUACGUCUUUGGCGGAGGCAAGUCGCAGCAGGCAGAGCAGCGGCUACCGCAAGAGCUUAGACAGCCCAAACUUUGGUCCACCUUUGCAUAGCUCGGGAAGCUUUCCUCUUCUGAACAAAAGUACGGCGAAUAUGCGUCGCACGCAUUCGCAGGACCUGGAGCAUUUCUACAAUUCCAAGCUGUACUCUGUUCAUUCGGCUCCCAGCAACUCACCAGCAUCGCACAUGUUCCGCUCGGGAGUUGCCGUUUCGGACAGCAGCCUCUCGAAACGAACACCCGAGGGCACAUUGGCUACGACGCCAACCGCAGACGCGUGGGGCAAUAUGCUUUCAGGCGACAUGUGCACACCGCACGAUGCAUCAGCGUUUCUGCCGCUGAGCGAUACAAGCCCCGGGUUGAGUAAAGAUAAGGCUUCGCAAGACAAUCGCUGUCCCGACCCUACUUGUGCAUAUGCGUCUCAGACAUUCAAAUUCCGCUGGCUUUUACGACGCCACAUUUGUAAUGACCACCUUAAAGAGUACAACAACGAGCGCAACGCCCAAGGUAAGCGUGACGUGGACGACAUGACCAUGAAUUUUCUCGCCUUCGUAUACGUGUGCCCAGACAGCGAAUGCUUGCGGGCAUUUUACCGGCGGGAUUCUCUACGGCGGCACCAGCGCUUAAUACACACGCUGCAAAAAAAAUUCUCGCGGCCAAAGGAGAAAUCCAUUAGACACCAUGAUGGAAGUGGGCGGAGACGCUUGGCCUGA
Clavispora lusitaniae ATCC 42720 is the source of this 1254-nucleotide messenger RNA. RefSeq names its product Rme1p (gene RME1). The record is from RefSeq and is a predicted model, not a curated record. Lineage: Eukaryota; Fungi; Ascomycota; Pichiomycetes; Serinales; Metschnikowiaceae.